Molecule: messenger RNA, 729 nt
Organism: Verticillium dahliae VdLs.17
Lineage: Eukaryota; Fungi; Ascomycota; Sordariomycetes; Glomerellales; Plectosphaerellaceae
Exons: 2
Coding region: 1-729 (242 amino acids)
Source: RefSeq, a predicted model, not a curated record
AUGGCAAGAAUCAGUGUUCUGGAUCAAAACACGAAACUGUUCCCGGAAUCCAACUUGACUCUUUUGCCCGUCUUUCAAGACGGUCAAUGGGCUCUCGGCUACUACUCAGCAGCCGGGCUGACCGUGUACGAAUCACUUCCCGACUUGUCCAGGCGCGAGGCCAUGACAGAAUAUUUUCAAGACUACCACAAGACACAACCCGGCUUGCUCGUCACAAUUUCAGCUCCGCUGAUCCGCCCGAAGUUUCACGAUUCCGGCGUGUACCUCCUGGUCACCGCUAUUCUCCUCAUAGCAGAGUGCGACCUCCCGAGCAGCAUUGACUACGGCUUCUGGAAAGAGGUGUUGAAGCAUAUUUUUCUAUCCCAUGUAGGUUACCAAAUCAUCGCCCAGCCCAUUUUCUCAAACACGCCGUCGUCAAGUGGUUGCUCGGAUAUGACCAACUUUGGACUGUCAGCUAGGGUUUCGCCAGACUGCCCGGGAUGCUUCUUGCAUGACAAUCGGAAGGUGCGCAUCAAAGGCCUCAGCCUGGAAGUGGUGCCAAAGUACCGUCAGUCGUUGCAGUCGGCUGAGAAGGCUUGCCACGCACUGUCCAAGUUGACAAAGAUGUCAUCGAAGAAAGGUGCGCGUGUUGCCAAUGAAAACAGCCGCCGAAUUAUGCAAGCACUGCAGUUCGCCAAGUUGUCCAAGAGUUGCCUGCAGGCGGAAGUUGACAGGCUUCAAUCACGUUAG